AUGUCCGAACUAAAGAAUAUUAAGUCAAGUAAUCAUCUUUAUAUGUAUUCAAAAAAGACUUAUCAAAUUGAAAUGAUGGCAUGUGGAGGUAUUGCUGCUUUUGUUGGAAUAAUUUCAAUUUUAGCUGUUUUUAUUGAACAAAAAUGGUUAAGAUUCAUCACAAUAAUUAUUUAUGUUUUAUUGGGUUUAACUGCUCUUGGAAUGAUGGGUUUAUAUGGAUAUUCAUAUUUCUUCUUAUUAACUGCAUCAGACAGUACAAUGAGUUCUCAUUUAACACAAUACGAAAAUGCUUUCCAAUGUUGUGGAUGGAAAACCUCUCGUGAUUUCCCACCAUGUGAUUCUGCUGUUGGGUAUCAACAACAACUUACUUGUUAUAAUGCUACUCAAAAAGUUCGUUCUGCUUCACUUCAAAAUUUCAUUUCUGGAGGUGUUUAUCUUCUUCUAACAAUCCUUCUUAUUGUGUUCAUUGCAAUUGUUACUUUUUGUAGUGGAGAAGUUGAUAAUGGUUAUUCUAAGGUAGAUGGUGAAGAAAAUGUCAACGAUGUUGUUGAUUAA
Messenger RNA from Entamoeba nuttalli P19, 555 nucleotides. RefSeq lists its product as hypothetical. The transcript has a single exon. The coding region runs from base 1 to 555 and encodes 184 amino acids. The record is from RefSeq and is a predicted model, not a curated record. NCBI's taxonomy places the organism in Eukaryota, Evosea, Mastigamoebida, Endamoebidae.